Closterium sp. Naga37s-1 is the source of this 2500-nucleotide messenger RNA. The record is from the annotation of a GenBank genome assembly. Lineage: Eukaryota; Viridiplantae; Streptophyta; Zygnematophyceae; Desmidiales; Closteriaceae.
AUGCGGCCAGGGAUGGUCGACUCCGCGGCUGCUGCCGCUGGCGCUGGGCGCGGGGGAGGCGCAAGCCACGCGCAGCGAUUCGCGCCGCAGCCGCACGCCCCUUCGGCGCAGAUGUCCGCCGCGCACCAGCACCAGUUGCGCCAGCAGGCAUCUCCGCAACCCCCCGCUGCCCCCCCGGCGCUCCAUUCGCGCGGGGCCCCUCCCCCAGUGCGCGGACACCGCCCGCGGAUGCGGUCCAUGGGUCAAUUGGCGGAUCUGCUCCCUGCGGACAGAGGGGGAUUCGGGGGCGCAGGGGGCGGGGGUUUCGCGGGGGAUGGCGCAUCAGCUUUGGGGGAUGGAUUGGGGGUGGAUCGGCUUGAUCUGGAAGGGGAGCAAGGGGGAAGUGGUGGAGGUGGCGGAUGGGGAAGUAGCGUGGAGGCGGGUAGCGGCCAGGUGUAUUUAAGAUCCAAUACUGGUUCCGGGCAUGCAUUUUUUAGGUCGCAUAGUGGCAGUGGUAACAGAAUGGACGGCCUUCCCCCUGUUGCGACGGCAAAGCCGCCGCGCGCGCUUAGGAGGGUCAGCAGCGAGUGGGGUGAGCGGGGCGGAGAGGGGGAAGGCGCGGGGGGGCGCGAAGAGGGGAGGAGGCUCAGCGCGGGGGCAGUGGGGGGAAUGAGCGCAGGAGGGGGGAUGGGCGGAGUGCUCAGAUCCGCCAGUGGGGGGAGUAAUGAGAGAAGACCCGUGGGGGGAGUUGCGGGAGGAGCGGGGGGCGGAGUGGGGGGAGGAGGCAGCAUGGGGGGAGGAUUGGUGCGCGGAAGGGGCCAGUACGGGUCAGUGGUGGAGCGGGGGGCGCGGUAUCAGCACCACCGCACCAUGUCCCUCGAUAGCUCCGCGCUCAUGCAAGGCGGAAUGGCCGCCCGCGGAGGGGGCGCAGGGGCGGCGCUGGGAGCAGGGGGAGGGGCAGGGGGAGCACCAGGGGGAGGGGUGGGCGGAGUGGGCGGAGCGGGGGCAGCAGGGGGGGCUGCAGGGAUGGGCGUCGGCGGAGUGGCAGGGGGGAUAGUUUCCCGGGCAGUAGCAGCAGCGGGACCAAGCCCCCGAACGCCUGAGGGGGAGGAUGAAGCGACGAGGGUGCUGGAGCGGGAGUGGCAGAUGGGGUGGGAACAGGAGCGGGAGGAGGAUGAGGGGGGUCUACCUGGGAUCGUGGGGGCGUCUGGGGAGCAUGUGGGUAGCGGAGGCAGGGAGUAUUCUCCUGGUGGCAGCAGCAGUGGGUAUUCACCUGCGACUGUGAGAAGGGGGUCCCUGGGUGACGAGAGGGAGCAGGCGUUUCUCGCGCAGAAACGAAUCGCCUUUCCGCAUAUGCAGCAGCAGCAGCAGUCGCCGCCGCAGCAACAGCAGCAGCAGCAGCAACAGAAUCACUUCCAUCAAGUGCCACAGCAAGUGCCACAGCAGCAGCUGAGUGCGUCAUUCACAGCCCAUGAUGUUGCCAUGGUGCCGAAAGGACUGCGCAUUCAACAGCGACUGGACGCACUGGAGCAGCACAAGCAGCAGCAGCAGCAGCAACCACAGCUCAGUCACCCCUCCCUCCAGCACCAGCCGCAACACCAGCAGCAGCAGCAGCAGCAGGGGGUAGUCAAUGCAGAAACACAGGAGGAGCGGAGGGGGUGGGUGGGGCCGCGGCGGCACCGCGUGGGGAUGGACGCGGUGUUCCGCGCGUUUGUGCUGGGGCAGCCGUACAGCGACAUAGCGGAGCAGUUUGAGGUGCGGCGCCACGAGGUGGUGGCCCUGGGCGAGUUCAGUGUCGUGCGCGUGUGCCGCGAGGUGGAGACGGGCGUCAUGCUGGCAUGCAAGACCAUAGAGAAGGAUUCUAUUCACUCAGCGGAGGAAGCGCGGGACCUGAGGAGGGAGGUGGAGAUGAUGGAGCGAGUGGCGGGGCACUGCAAUGUCGUGCGCCUUCACGCUGUCUUCGAGGACCACGAGAAUAUUCAUCUCGUGAUGGAGCUCUGUCGAGGGGGAGGCCUCUUCGACUACAUGCGUACCAACGGACCACUCACCGAGCGGGCGGCGGCGUCUGUCUGUUUCCAGCUGCUGUCGGCAUUGGAUCACUGCCACGCGUGCGGUGUGCUGCAUCGCGAUGUGAAGCCGGAGAAUGUGCUUCUAGCGAGGGCUGAGGGGGACUUUGGCAGCAUCAAGCUCAUCGAUUUUGGAAUUGCCGCUGAGCACCAACCAGGCGUGCGCAGCAGCACCCUGUGUGGCACGCCUCUCUAUCUCGCACCAGAAACCCUUGACGGAGUCUGGUCUCCACAGGCUGACGUGUGGGCAGCUGGCGUCGUCUCAUAUGCAGCGCUCUGUGGCGUGCCGCCCUUUUGGGCAGAAACCAAUGAGGGGAUUUUCCGAGCCAUUCGCUCCGAGCCUCUGCGCUUUGCCGCAGCAGCCUGGGUCGGCGUGUCCGAAGCUGCCAAGGACCUUGUUCAGGCAAUGCUGGAUAAGAACCCGCACCGGCGAAUCACAGCACAGCAAGCUCUUG